Messenger RNA from Cannabis sativa, 1572 nucleotides. RefSeq lists its product as uncharacterized. Bases 258 to 1400 code for a protein of 380 amino acids. The transcript has 7 exons. Lineage: Eukaryota; Viridiplantae; Streptophyta; Magnoliopsida; Rosales; Cannabaceae. The record is from RefSeq and is a predicted model, not a curated record.
AAGUGAAAAAAUCUUAAUUUUACACAGGCAGCGUCUAGUCUAGAGACUUCUCUUUUAUUUUUGUGUAUUUUUUUUCCUAUUGAAUUUCAUAGUCGGUUCGGUUUACGGCUUCUUAUUUGAUUUAAAAAAUAAACAAUAGAAGAUAUUUUACUUAUUUUCCAUUAAAAUUCACUUCCAAUUCUUCUUUUCACUCUACCGAUUGAAGAGAUUCUCUUCCUUCUGCCGAUUCGUUCAGGGGUUAUAGUAGUUUUUUGAAAAUGCAAGGACGUGGUGGCCGAGGCCAAGGUCGAGGCCAAGGUCAAGGCCAAGGGGGUGGUGGAAUGAGGAACUCACUAUUUGACUUUAAUCAACCAUUUCCUGGUUUUGGUGGUUUUGGUGGUUUUGGUGGAAUGGGCGGCCAUGGAAGUUUAUUCUCAAGUGUUUUUGGAGGAAGGGAUCCGUUUGAUGAUCCUUUCUUCAGUCGUCCAUUUGGAGGAGGCAUGCUCGAGUCAAAUUUAUUUAGUCCCCUUGGAAAUCCAUUUCCUCAAAUGCCUCCAUUUGGGUCUAUUGAGCAACAAGCUCCGGAGCCUAAAAGAUCAAGGGGGCCAAUCAUUGAAGAAAUUACCUCUGAUGAUGAGGAGGAGGACAAUGCUGGUAAUGAGAAGUACGAAAAUCCUAGAAAGCUCCGUAAGUCCGGAAAUGAACCAUAUGUUGAGGAUCCUGAUGAUCAAGUUGAAGAGAAUAAGAGGAGGCAUUUGCAGUAUGGAAAUGGCCACAGCGGGCUCAAUCACUCACAGAUGCAAGCUCACAAUGGGUUCAAUCACACACAGAUGCAAGCUCACAAUGGGUUCAAUCACACCCAGAGGCAACCUCAAACUCAUAGCUUCACCUUUCAGAGCUCCUCUGUCACUUAUGGCGGAGCCAAUGGAGCUUAUUAUACUAAAUCUAAGGCAAUGAGGACCGGAAGUGAUGGGUUGACUAUUGAAGAAAGCAAAGAAGCCGAUACUGUCAGUAGACAAGCAAGCCACAAAAUAUCUAGGGCCCUCCAUGAUAAGGGUCAUUCUGUUGCUAGAAAGCUUAAUUCAGAUGGUAAGGUGGAUACAAUGCAAACCUUGCACAAUCUUAAUGAAGAUGAGCUUUCUGGUUUUGAAGAAGCUUGGAAUGGAAAGGCUAAGAAACAUCUACCUGGCUGGACUGGUAAUUUUGGCGCUUAUGGAAUUGAAAACACAGGAGCUACCAGCAGCGGUCAAGAUGGUCGCAGAGGUUGGGCGCUUCCAUCUUCAGAACCAUCACAGCAUUCAAGUAGAGUAAUGCCAGAUUCGAGAGACCGGGUUGGGUCAUCUCGCCAACAGCAGCAUCAUGGUACAAUGAAUGCAGCAGAUGAUGUUAAAAAUAGGAGAUCAGGGAGGGCAAGAGAUUAAACUAUAGUUAGAAAAGGAGGCGGCUUUGGGGUCUCUCCCAUAUUCGUUUUGCUAUGCUUCUUAUAAGUGAAUAUUGUAAGCAUCAUAUAUAUGGUUAUUUGAGAUUGAGUUCAUACUUACUCAGACGUUAUAAUACAUAAUAUUACAAAAUAGUAUAGAGGUGGAAGAACAA